AUGUCAUCCUCUCAAAACACAAGCAUUUUGCAAGUAUUGAACUCGUCUUCGUCGCAUUCUCGAGGAGGCGUUCUCUCGAAUCAUUCGAGUCCUAACUUGAUGAUGAAUCACCACCAUCAGGGUUCAACUCUAGUUGGAGGAGUAGGAUUGUCCAUCACGAAUGGUUCCAUCUCUCCAUCUCUCCAUCAAGUAUUUCCUCAACUUCAGCAACAUCUGCAAUUGGUGGAGGAGUGCAAUCAUAAUUAUGGUUUGCAAAAGAUGCUUCAGCAACAAGAGCAAAUAGCGAAUCAAAAUUAUAACUUGUCAAUGCAACAAGGUGACCUUAUCACACGACAGAAUCAAGCUGUCAACAUGACUCUCUCACCAAAUGGUUACAAUUAUCUUGUCACAAAUUCUACCUCUCCAACUUUGAGUCCAAAUUCGAGUCACACAAAUUCUUCAUCUUCCAACUCUUCGAAUCACAGUAACAACAACAACACAAAUAACUUGAUGUUUAUCAACGAGACCACUGCUGACGUGUUACAGCGAGGUGUAUUUCCAAAUUAUGAUCUCAGUGCUCCUUCAACUCCUAAAAGGAAUCUUCUCUCAAGUGGUUCGCAUGCGAAUGGAUUUUCGACACCUCAACCUUCGAAUACGACAAGCACGAAUCCUCUCAAGUCACCUCCCUCUUUGAAAACUCAAAAACAACAUUCUGCCUCAACUCUUCAUACAGCCACUUCAUUGAGAAUGAAAAAACAUUCAGGGUUGGGAAAUUUUAAGAAUAACUAUUUUGAAUUGGAAAUGAAAAAAACACCAAAAUCUCAUUCAAGUACUUCUCAAGUGAUGACAGCAGCAACGGCGAGUGUUGCUGAUUCGAACACAACAGGUGUGACACCAAACAAUGGGUCACCUGCACGAAGAGGAAUUGAAAAAUCUUCAAGUUUUUCCAAGAAGAAUCCACUGCUAAAUUUGGAUAGGCAUUCGUUGGCAGCUGCGCUGAGCCAAUCAAAUUUGUUACAACCCAAUCAACAAUUGCAAGAGGUUGGAAACAAGAAAUUUUCCUUAUCUUACAAUGAGUUGAAUUCUGAGGAUCAACUUUCUUCAUUAUAUGGUCAACCACAUGCACUCAUUGGUCAAGCUCUCCAUCAGCAUGUAUUGAAUCCCAACAAUGGUUUGUUCAUGAAUGGAAAUGGUUCAAUGAAUGUUAACAAUGCAAAUAAUCAUGCUUCAAUGAUAGAUGUCAACAUGAAUGAUCAAAACUCAGAGAAUUCGAUGAAGCGAAAUAGGUUAUUGACCUAUUCUGUGAGCUCUCCAAAUUUGUUGAAUUCACAUGCACAGCAGCAGCAACCAGAGAUCCUCUUAUCUCAACCCUACCAAAAUUUAUCCUAUUUUGCUCAACAACAAGGUAUCUUUCAACAAAUGUCAACUUCGUAUCCUGUCAAGACGAGUGUGGAUCAUGGUCUCCAACAGAGUAGUACUAGUCACACGAAUCAAGUGUCUUCUAGUCAACCUAAAGAUACUUCCGAUUUUGAUGACAUGCUUGAAUCGUUAUUGAACGAGGAUUGUGUGUUUGAAGAAUCAAUUACAGUUCCAACAGGAAACAACAAUGGUUGCAACCUAAAUAAUGCAAAAUGGGAUGAAUUUGAUACAAGUGCUAGCCAACAUGUUUCGUCACCAUUGUCCAUAUUUGCAGAGAAGGACGAUCAUCAACAAGACAUGUCACUCCUUUUAGAUAUGGACAAUUUCUUUUUGUCUUCAGGAAAUGAUGACGCAGGAAUGGAUCAAUCCGCCAAAGAAAUGAAUGAAAUCAAUGCAACUGCCAACCAACCAAAUGCCUCAGCCACAACCAACACCUCAACUCAUCAAGAUCAGAAUUUACCACUGCGUCCACUCAAUCCACAGGAUGUCAUGAAAGAAUGGGAGAAUAUUUGUUCUCAUAACAACCAUCACCACACUUAUUCGCAGCUUGGAGCUCAUUCUCCAACUCAUCUCAACAACCUUGAGUAUGAUUUACUAGAUCAAUUCUAA
Molecule: messenger RNA, 2007 nt
Organism: Naegleria fowleri
Lineage: Eukaryota; Heterolobosea; Eutetramitea; Acrasida; Naegleriidae
Exons: 2
Coding region: 1-2007 (668 amino acids)
Source: RefSeq, a predicted model, not a curated record